Molecule: messenger RNA, 1378 nt
Organism: Copidosoma floridanum
Lineage: Eukaryota; Metazoa; Arthropoda; Insecta; Hymenoptera; Encyrtidae
Biological process (GO): regulation of DNA-templated transcription
Cellular component (GO): nucleus
Source: RefSeq, a predicted model, not a curated record
UUAGUGUGCAUGUGGUUUUCUCUCUCUCAACGAUUUGUGGGUCAGCAAUUCGCAAGUUGCGAAAAAAUUUAAUUAACUUUUGAUACAAACGUGACUUACUUUUUCAAAGUUGAUUUAAUAAAAAAAAAAGAAUGAGUGAUACCGAAGACUACGAGGCGAUCCGCCAAAAAAACAUUGCCGAACGCAAUGAAUUUAUGAAACAAUUCUUAAAAGACAUCGGUGAGGACAUCGAGGAGUUCAAGAAACUGGAAAAAAACAAGCCAAUAAGCCAUAAAGACAAGGAGAACAGAACACCGACAUCGAAGAAACGAAAACGGAGUUCAAGCGAUCAAAAAUUUACUAGGACGAAAUCUGUCAGGCUUGAGUUCACCAGAAAGUACAAUACAAGAAGUGGAAAAAGAAAGCUGGAGAAUGGAGAGAACGAGGAGACGGACAUACAGGAUCUGUACAAUGACAAGGACAUUAUUGUUUCUGAAAAAAAAUCUAGCUUGAAGGUAAUGUUCCCGUGGUCUAGGCCUGUACAGAGGGACCUCGACUUGAUGAAUUUAGACUUUAGCGACAAUGAUGACGAUGAAGAGGAUCACAGUGGAUCUGACAGCGAAUUGUUUCGGCCCAAGAAAAAAAGAGUCGUUAAUAUUUCAAAGUCUUCGUACGACCCUAGCACUAUUCCUUCUCCUGAUGAGAUCACUGAGAGGAUGUUGAAGGGUAUUGCUGUCAAGGCUACUAAUAAAACUUACGAUGCUGUAAAUGGGACAUCCUGUCAUCAAUGUAGACAGAAGACUAAGGAUACCAAGACUGUGUGCAGGUCUGGAGAAUGUAUUGGCAUCAGAGGACAAUUCUGCGGGCCUUGUCUGCGUGGAAGAUAUGGAGAGUCUGCACACGAAGCUCUUAAAGAUCCACACUGGGCUUGUCCACCAUGCAGAGGUCUGUGCAACUGUAGUAUCUGUAGAACAAAGAACGGUCAGCGACCAACUGGUAUUUUAGCUCCGAUCGCGAAAGAGGAAGGCUACAACUCUGUUAAGGAUUACUUGGAAGCCUGUGAAGAUUAAUGCUUGCAUCAUUUAUUGAUUUUUUUACUUGUUUUUGUCAAAAGUUUAAGAUAAAUUAUUGAUGUCUGUUCAAGAGACGGAUAUAUUAUUCGAUCCCAGAUACUAUUUUUGUAAAAGAAAAAUCAUAUUGUAUGUAUGUAAACUUGUAAAAUGUGAUAUGCCGUGGUAAGCUGAACCGACCUUACACUUUUUAAAGUUACCCAUAAUUGUAAGUAAUAAUUUUAUAAUCUUAUUGGAUUUGUAUUUUCAGUACUCAUUUCAACUGAAUAUUCUGUUACAUUUGUGCUUUUUUUCUUUUUACACAUUUAUAUUGAAAUCAACCUGUCCAA